Messenger RNA from Camellia sinensis, 450 nucleotides. RefSeq lists its product as uncharacterized. NCBI's taxonomy places the organism in Eukaryota, Viridiplantae, Streptophyta, Magnoliopsida, Ericales, Theaceae. The record is from RefSeq and is a predicted model, not a curated record.
AUAUUCAUCAUGUCUUCAAUCUUGAAUUCACAAGGUGUGGUGUUGGCCACCGCCAUGGCGGUCUCCGGCACUGUCAUCAUCCUCGCUCUGCGCCUCCAGAAGUCUUUUCCGGCCACCCAAUUCAACUUCAACUCAAUCCACCACCACUCUCCACCACCACCCCUCCCUCGAUCUUGCAUCUCUUCAGAGGAGAAGAAGAGAGAGAAGAAGAAGAAGAAGAGGGUGCAGUUUGCAGAGGAUGUGGUGGACCCAGUGGGAAAUAGUGAAGAGUUUAGGAGGCAACACAUUAAUAAUAGAAAUAGCAAUGGUUUGUCUUCAAAUUCAUCAUCAAAAAUCACACGACAUGCAAAGAAGUCUAAGGAAUGCCGUAGAAACAGGAAGCCCCUUUUCUGUGUACAAGGAAUUCUAAGGGACCGUUUGGUUCACCAUCGCUUGGCUUAUUCCGAUUGA